Molecule: messenger RNA, 2017 nt
Organism: Ruditapes philippinarum (Manila clam)
Lineage: Eukaryota; Metazoa; Mollusca; Bivalvia; Venerida; Veneridae
Exons: 1
Coding region: 46-777 (243 amino acids)
Biological process (GO): DNA integration; DNA recombination
Molecular function (GO): DNA binding
Source: RefSeq, a predicted model, not a curated record
ACAAGUAAACUAACUACAUAUGUAGCAUUUUGUCACUCGACAGGUAUGAAAUAUUCAAGCAUAUGCUCCAGAGUGUCUGCCCUCAAUUAUAUAAAUAGAUUGCUUGGUGCAAAGUCUUCAAAACACAGUUUCUUAGUACAAAGAGUGCUUUUGGGUUGUAAAAAAUUUUCUUCGAAUCCUGACAAAAGACAACCCAUUACUAAAUAUCUGUUGAAAAAGCUAGUUUCCAUACUACCCAGUUUAUUCACGUCUUUAUAUAAUGUUACACUAAUUCGGGCUAUGUUCACAAUGGCCUUUUUCGCAUUUCUAAGGGUAGGUGAAUUCACAAAGUCUAGUACUGCCAACCAUACUAUCUCCAACAGCGAUAUAUCUGUUAAUACAAAGAAUUGCAAACCUGUCAGUAUUUCUGUCUCGUUGAGUCAUUUUAAACAUUCAGUUGCCCCAUUCACCAUGAUUUUACAGCGUUUCAAAAACAAGCGAAUAUGUCCAGUUCUUGCAAUUGACACAUUUUCCAGAAUGCGUCCAAAAGUUUUGGGUCCAUUUUUCCUUAAUGAAUCGGGAACCCCAGUUACUACGAAACAAUUCAAUAAGAUUUUGAAAAAAUGUAUUUGUAAGAUUGGGUGCGACCCAAAAUUUUAUACAUCACAUAGUUUUCGAAUUGGAGCUGCCACGUUAGCCCACAGCAAAAAGUACUCAGAUUCUCAAAUACGCAAAUUGGGCAGGUGGCGGUCUAACGCUUUUCAGUCAUAUUUGCGCCCUUCUUCCCUGAUGUUUUGAUUAACGACUGUCUUAUUAUUACACUUUACUCAGAUAUAAUUAUUCUGAUAAAGAACAUGUGCAGAUUUGUUUCAUUGACUGACUGAGGCAGCAAUGAAGCUAAUUUUGAUAACGGGUCAUACAAUAGUCCCAAAGACUUAUAUUUAUAGUGAAAUAAACUAUACUGGACAUUUAGCGAAACUACCUUAUUAUUGGCACGAAGCUGACUACGUUUUUUAUGAUAUUAAAUGGAUGAAUUGAUAUUGUUUUUAAUAUUAAACAUUUGAUUUUACUGGUUUUAACUGGUUUUCAUAGUAGGGAAUUGAUAUAUACAUGUAUUACUGUUUUGAAUAGUCUGCAGAAAGCUACUUUUUCCUACCAAGCAUUAAUUUUGUUGUUGAUGUACAUCUCUUUAUCAUGUAAUUAGGAAAUGUAUGUAUUUUGUUGUAUUUCAUUAAACAUAUAUAGUGAAAUCUAUUUUAUGCUGAAAUCCUUAUUGAAUGAAAUUUUGACUGUCUGAGGCGGCAAAUUUUCAUUAAUAUUAUUUUUAUAAUUGGCUAUUUAGUUUUUACAUGUAAUUAAGAAAUUUAUGUAUUUUGUUGUAUUUCAUGAAACAUAUGUAGUGAAAUCUAUUUCAUGCUGAAAUCUUUAUUUAAUGAAAUUUUGACUGUUUGAGGCGGCAAAUUUUCAUUAAUAUUAUUUUAUAAUUGGCUAUUUAGUUUUUACAUGUAAUUAAGAAAUUUAUGUAUUUUGUUGUAUUUCAUGAAACAUAUACAGUGAAAUCUAUUUCAUGCUGAAAUCUUUAUUUAAUGAAAUUUUGACUGUUUGAGGCGGCAAAUUUUCAUUAAUAUUAUUUUAUAAUUGACUAUUUAGUUUUUACAAAAAUAAUUUUGUUACUGUUGUUUACCAUAAUUUUAUAAACUCAUGGCAUGCUAACUUGAAGUAGCUCAAAUGAUAUUAUUAAGCAUGGAUGUCAAAUAUGUCGUAUGUACUAGUCAGCAUUGUUUUUAAAAAAUUUGACAUAAUUUUUAUACAACAAUGUAUUAUUCUCAUUAUACAUGAAUAUAAUUUGGCCCCAUGAUACUAAAUGCUCUUUUGUAAAUGAAAUUUGCGUCACUCAACAAAAUCCAAUUGAUCUACAGGUUCUAGAGUUUGCUUGUCUGGGCGGGUAUAAAGUUCUGAAUUCUCAGGUCUUUAUCCUAUGGCGUAUUUUUAUGCCCAGAUAAAACAUAAUAACAUUUUAUUGUGUACUAUUUCUAGU